Drosophila sechellia is the source of this 581-nucleotide messenger RNA. RefSeq lists its product as uncharacterized. The coding region runs from base 81 to 329 and encodes 82 amino acids. The record is from RefSeq and is a predicted model, not a curated record. Lineage: Eukaryota; Metazoa; Arthropoda; Insecta; Diptera; Drosophilidae. The transcript has 2 exons.
CUAGCCCGGCCAAUCGAGCAGUGAAAUUUUGAGUUUCGUUUCGCAAAGCCAGCCAGCCAGUCCGCAGGAGCAGUAAUCGAAUGGGAGCCAUGUUGGUCAAGGUCUUGAUGUUCGCAUUGUGGCUCGUGGCCCUUAGUCAGGCGAAGCCCCAGCUGUUGGUCACGACGCCAGUGAGUUAUGCCACCGGAGCGGGUGCCUCUUGGCUGGCUCCCUCCUCCGCCGCCUACUAUCCGGCGUAUGCCAGCUAUCCGGCCUACGCGGCGUAUGCGUAUGCACCGGUUUAUGGCGCAUACGCCACGUAUCCCUACUACUCGUAUCUAGGGCGGUGAAUCCUGCUGCUGCGGGCCAACUGGAAUACUAGGUGAAUUUGUAGGUAUUCCGGGCUUGUGUACAGUGGCAGCAAUGUUCCAUUUACUAGGAGCAGUGUGAUUGGAUUUACAAACGUAAGCUGAGUGUAAGAAAUUAAAAUCUAUAGCAUUCUUUUAAAAUUGAAGAUUGGCCCACCUUUCUAUAUUUUUUUAAGAUUAUUAAUAAACAAGCCAUGUAUAAAUAUAACAAAUAUAACAAAAUCUAAUACAAUA